This is a messenger RNA of Heterotrigona itama, 622 nucleotides long. The record is from the annotation of a GenBank genome assembly. Lineage: Eukaryota; Metazoa; Arthropoda; Insecta; Hymenoptera; Apidae.
AUGAACAGGAUCUUGAAAGUCGGAGGAAAACAAUCGAGUAGUUUCGAUUCCGAUUUAAAGGCACUCCGUUAAAAUUUAUUCCCCCGAAAAUUAAGGUUUUCAACCGAAUGAUCGCUCGGAUGUGAACGCGUGCUUCCAUCCCGCGGGAUACGAGUGUUCGAUAAAUCAUGCGAAAAAUUCGAACGAUCGGACCACGGUGAACGAAAGUUGCGCAGCAGUGACGGCGAGGUCGAUGAUACUCACGUUAAAGGUCACAGACGCGUUUUCACCAAGAUCGGUGUCCAAAGCUCUGACACGCGCCACUUCCGUCCCCGGCGGUUGUUCCUCCCUGACACUGACCACAUCUCCCUGUGGGUCCACGAUUUCUGGCGAAUUGUCAUUCACGUCCAACACUGUAACCUUCAGGGGUACCCUGGCCGCUCUCGACGGGAUGGCCCGCAAAAGUCACGAAGAGUACAGGGGGGCUGCGAGAGAAAAAGGAGGAGGAGAAGAAGAUGAAGAAAAAGAAGAAGAAGGAGGAACAAGAGAUGAAGAGAAAGAAGAAGGAAAAGGAGGAGAAGGAGGUAAAGACGCGAAAGAAAAAAAGAAAAGAAAAAAAAAGAAGAAACGUGAGAAGAAGUAG